Molecule: messenger RNA, 10280 nt
Organism: Nyctereutes procyonoides (raccoon dog)
Lineage: Eukaryota; Metazoa; Chordata; Mammalia; Carnivora; Canidae
Gene: KRABD2
Product: KRAB-A domain containing 2
Exons: 4
Coding region: 1570-2859 (429 amino acids)
Biological process (GO): DNA integration
Molecular function (GO): nucleic acid binding
Source: RefSeq, a predicted model, not a curated record
GCGGCUGGACGCGGGCCCGCGGGUGGGGGCGGGGGACAGGCCCCGACGCUGCGGCCCCCGGCGCACCUACCCUCACUGCCCGGGCCUCCCUCGUCCGACUGCCGACCGGCCCGGGUUCGGGGGCCGCCGGCCCUCCUUGCCUACCCCCGGCCUCGGAGCUGCAGGCCCUCGCAGGAGAGGGGGUGUGGCCGCGCCCCGCGGGGGUGCAGGGAGGAAGGCUACGCAGGGGAGGUGGCGCCCGCAGCAGGUCUCCGGGAGCUGGCGGAGUGUCUGUCGGCAGGUGCGGGGAAGCGGUGCUCAGUGCUUCAUCUGCCUUUUCCACGCUUCUUCAUCAGGCCGACCGGUACCUCCCCCUGUUGUGGUUAGGGAGCUGAAGCCUCAGAAGCUGCCCGAGGCAGGCACGCAGUCGGUGCUAGAGUCGGAAGUGGAAUACCCAAGCCGCCACUCUGUCGUCCCCGCGCACGGCCUGGCGCGCUGCACCUGUACGCACCUGUACGGGAAGUGCCUGCCUCACAUCCUCUGAGCAUCUUCUGUCUCAGCUCUGAACCCCUCGGCCCUCUGAGGGAAUACGGCUGGGUAAAUGGCUCAGCCCCUACCUGCUGGGUUGUGUCCACCUGAACCAGUCGACUGCAAAUGCAAAGCAGAGCGCUCCAGUGGGUGGCUCGGGCUCUCCGGAGGAGGGAGAGGUGGCAGUCAGCUCGAGCCGCUGAUUGCAUCAGGAAGGCGGCUGAGUUGAGCUGGGCAGGGAUUCGCGAGAUCAAUGAAGGACAUUCCAGGUCUGGGACGCUGAAGCGAGGACUCACAGGAUUCUGCUCUGCCCCUCGGCUCUACAUUUGAUGGCUGGGAUCCCAGGGAUCUUGUUUUCCUCAGAUUGUUGUUAACUCCUGUUUUCAUCAUGUGAAUUCUUCCUGGGGCCGCAUCACCAUCCUAUAACUGGGAGUUCCAAGAAAUCUCAGUUGAGUGUCAGAUUCUCUCCCUGCAGAAUUCUCCAAUCAUGGUGGAGUGUGGACCAUUUGGCAUACCUCUUUUUGGCAUGAUACUCUGCUGACAAAUCUCUCUGCACAUAGGUGCAAUUUUUCCAUUUCUGGAAACAAACCCUGCUGCCUCUCUUCAGAGCCAUCAAGCCUGUACCCAAAAGUGUCUCCCAGUCUUGGAAUACCCAAGUUCACUUGGACUCUCUGCUUUGUUCCGGAAAUACGUGGGCCUCAGCUCAGGCAGUGUCAAAACAGUCUGGGCCUGUAGAUCUCCCAGGAGACCAAAACUUGUUUUCCUCACCCGCAAAGCUGGACUCAUCUGUUGGAUUGGAGAGCAUUUCUUUACUUCUGUUAUCUUCCUUAUAAUAUUCCCAUGACUCAUAUUCUGAGCCGUUUAUGCUGGCAUGCCUCCAUUCCUGGUACCUUCCACUGUCUCUCCCCAAGUCCUGCUAUAGCUAGCUGUUCUGUAGCCCAGGCCCCAAGAAUGGUUCCUGUGGCAGCAGCUGGUGUCAUCUCAAGAGGUAGUGACAUUUGAGGAUAUGACCAAAGAUUGGAAGUAUUCAGAAGCCUCUGGGAAAGACUACUGCAGGGGAAGAUGUUAGAUAGUUAUGAGAACGUGGUCCCUGAGGACUCCUUCUUGCAGUUCUCCAUGAUGCCCCAGAAAGCUGGAAGUAACCCCUCUGGCAUUUCCAAUGCAAGUGAUACGGAAAUGGAGAUACAUAACAUGAGAGAAAAGUUUCUCAUAAGCGUGACAAAGUUAGUAGAAAGCAAAAGUUACAACAGCAAGGUAUUUUCCAAAGAAAAGUACUUUCAAACAAUAAAGGAAGUCAAAGAAGCUAAGGAGAAGGGAAAGAAGUCAUCACGUGACUACCGCCGUGCAGCAAAAUACGACGUGAUCUCCGUGCAAGGCACAGAGAGACUAAUAGAAGCUACUCAUGGAGAACAUGAUCGAAUACGGUAUUACGUGCAUAAGGAAGAGUUGUUUGAUAUUCUCCAUGAUACGCAUCUCAGUAUUGGACAUGGAGGGCGGACACGCAUGCUCAAGGAGCUACAAGGAAAAUACGGCAAUGUCACCAAAGAAGUCAUUGUCUUGUAUCUGACACUGUGUAAACAAUGUCACCAGAAGAACCCAGCACCUAAGAGAGGUCUUGCCCCCAAGCCCAUGACUUUUAAGGACGUUGACUCCAGAUGCCAGAUUGAAGUACUUGACAUGCAGUCAAAUGCUGAUGGUGAGUUCAAGUUUAUUUUAUAUUACCAGGACCACUUGACCAAGUUUAUUAUUUUACGGCCACUAAAAGCGAAACAGGCUCAUGAGGUGGUCAGUGUCCUAUUGGAUAUCUUCACAAUUCUUGGUACACCUAGGAUGUUAGAAUCUGGCAGUGGCGUAGAGUUCACAAACCAGGUUGUUCAUGAGCUCAAUGAGGUAUGGCCGGACCUAAAGAUUGUCUGUGGUAAGCACCACCCUGGCCAAGGCCCAGGCUCCCUGGAGCGAGCAAGCCAUGAUGUUAAGAACAUGGUAAAUGCCUGGAUGCAGAGUAACCGCUCACGUCGCUGGGCCGAAGGCCUGAGAUUCAUGCAGAUGGUGAAGAAUCAGCUGUUUGACGUUUCCUUACAGCAGAGUCCAUAUGAAGCGAUGUUUGGUUUUAAGGCCAAACUCGGGCUGUAUUCAUCACACUUACCCCGGGAAACUGUGGCCGUUUUACAAACAGAGGAAGAGCUGGAACUUGCUGAAGAACAGCUAGAAAGUAGCCUUUGGGUCAGGCAGGAAGAAAGGGCUGAGGUUGGGGCAGACCGAUCUGAUAUGGAUGAGGACCUCGAUCCCACUGCUCCAGAAGCUGCAGAACCCAGCACCUCACAGGGGGCCCCGGGUCUCUUCUGCUGGUGAGAGGGCACCUGCUGAGUGGGCAUCCAUGGCAUCCGUGGGCCCUGCACAGCCAUGUGGGAACUGGUGCCAUACUCCCCAGGGAAAGGGAUAUGAAGGCUGCCCUCUGGUUGGUCAUAUUGUCCGUGGCAGUCCUUGCUCAAAGGACUGGGGAAAACCAGGUCAGGUUUGGGACCUCGGGCCUCCAUAACAAAUGUUCACAAACCUGGCAACCUAAAACAAUAGGAAUUUAUUCUCUCACCAUUCUAGAGGCCAAAAGUUCAGAAUCAGUAUAUCAGCAGGGUCUCUUCCUUCUGGAGGCUCUGAGGAAGAAUCUAUUCGAUGUGUCUCUCCUUUCUCUGGUGGCUCCUGGCAACCCUUGGUGUACCUUAGCUUGUAAAAUAAGUCCAGUCUCUGCCUCAUCUUUGUGUGGGUCUUUACAUGGCCUCCCUUCCUUGACUGUGUGUGUUCUCCUUUGUCUUUUACAAGGACACCGUUGGAUACCAAAUCUGUGUCACUGGGUUUAAGGCCCACCUCAAUCAAGGAUGAUCUCAUCUCGAGAGCCUCACCUUAAUUAUAUUUGCAAAGACCCUUUUUCCAGGUGAGGUCAGAUUCACAGGUAUUGGGGGUUUGGACUUGGAUGUAGCUUUCUGGGGGACAGAGUUCUACCAACUGCAGUUAAGAAGUGUAUGUUUGCCUGCAGAACAUGAACCAAUGGGGUCUUAAGCGUGCUCCUCUGACAAUGUCCCAGAAGAUGGGGGCAUCAGGGCAAAAGAUGUAGAUGAAGAACAAGUAAUGAGAAAAGAGGUUGCUCCAACAUACCCUGGAGACUGGCCACCUCAGCAUCUCAGCUCUAUUUCCUGCUUCAAGGAAAACCAUGUGUGCCCUCCAUGCUCUCAGAACAGCAUGGAUAGGGAAUUGUGGGACUUGCCUGAAACAUAUUUGAAAAGUUGAUCAGAAUGAAGUCAGGAAUGGAAUUUGGGUCUGAGUCUGCCAGGUGUCUCUGCCUCAAGAAUAGAAAAGCAUGUCUUUCUGGAACAAGUCAGUACAUUCUAGGAAAUGACCAGUAGCCAGGGACUGUGGAGCAAAGUGCAAACAUUGGCCAGAGAAGAACAGAGCAAGGGCCAGUCAGGGUCAUGAUUCAGAGUGAGGAAAACUGACCUAGCCAAGGAGAAGGCUAAUGCCUUGCAUCUGUGUACUGCUGUGCUCCCAAGGCCCAGACGAAUGCCUAAUCCAUCAGAGGUGUUCAGUAAGGAUUUGUUGUGGGAAUGAGUCUGCAGAGGAGGACACCGGAAACGAGAGGGGCCUACAGUCUGUGUUCUCCAUGUACCUUUCCUGCAUAUUCUGGAACUAUCCGGAGCCCAUCUGAAUUGCCCCUAGAGCUGGUUUCCUCCUCUGUAAAGGGCAGUACCUACCCCUACCUGCAGAAGGGGAGACACUGCCUGCCUCACAGCAUUGUGAGACCAAUGAGGGAAUGUGUGUGGAGGAGCUUCUCUAAACUCAAGUUCUAUCAUGAAAUCACUGCCAAGACCAAUGCCAUGAAGCUUUUCUCCUGUGUGUUCUUCUAGAAGUGUUAUAGUUCUGGGUCUGAACAUUUAGGUAUUUAAUCUAUUCACUUUUGCUAUUAACGGGGGGAGGGAGGGAGGCAAGGAGUGGCUUAUUUUCCAGCAAGGCAUUUCAGCCUUGUGUUGCAGUUUUUUUUAACACUAGAAAGGGCUAUAUAAUGGUACAUGCUGGGCAGCCCCGGUGGCGCAGUGGUUUAGCACUGCCUGCAGCCCAGGGUGUGAUCUGGAGACCCUGGAUCGAGUCCCAUGUCAGGCUCUCUGCAUGGAGCCUGCUUCUCCCUCUGCCUGUGUCUCUGCCUCUCUCUCUCUCUUUGCAUCUCUAUGAAUAAAUAAAUAAUAAAAUCUUAAAAAAAAAUAAUGGUACAUGCUAUGGAUUACUUUCCCAAAGGUCACCAGGGUACCCUCACUUCCUAGCCCACAGCCUCUUUCUUACUCAAUCCUAAUCCAUCUUGAACUUCUUUGGGAUGUUAAAUCCACUUCAAUUUGUUUUUAAAGAUUUUUAUUUAUUUAUUAAAUAAAAUAUUUAUUUAUUUAUUUAUGAGAGACACAGAGAGAGAGAGAGAGGCAGAGGGAGAAGCAGGCUCCAUGCAGGAAGCCUGAUGUGGGACUCGAUUCUGGGUCUCCAGGAUCACGCCCUGGGCCGAAGGCAAGCGGUAAACUGCUGAGCCACCCAUGGAUCCCCAAUCCACUUCAAUUCUUAACUCACCUUCUUUUCAGCUUCCAUGAAACUGAAAUCUAAUGGGUUUUGUCCUACAUAGGUCCACUUGUUCAUUCCUCCUUCCACUGAGAUACUGUGUUCCAAGAAUCUGGGUUUUUGUUCCCUUUCUUCCUCCUCAACCAUUUUUUCUAGUCUAUAUCAGCUAAAAGAUUUGUGUGUGCCAAACUCCCUUAACCCCCUUCCAAGCUCCAGUCUUCACAUUACUUAUGGUCUUCUCAGGGCCAGUAAUCACCCCAGACAUGCUGGAAAAGAUAAACUGAAGCACAUUAGCUUUUGGAAGAGCUUAUUGGCACAAAUAUCAAUUUUAAUUGAGCAGUGCUGACCCAAAAGUGGUUAGGAGUGCUCACCUGAUAGGAGCUGGGGCAAGGUUUCACAGGGAAGUCACUGAAGCAAAGCAAGGCAAUUAUGUGAUUGGUUAUACUUAAGCAGUCACCUUACUUAGAAAGCCUAGUUGGCUGCUUUUGAUGGGUUCUAAAGUUUCACUUGCCUGGAUUUGAGUUCUUUGGCUCUGGCCUAAGUUUUGUUUUGCUUAUGGAGGCUAUUAUGGUUUUAGCACCACCCCAGUUUAAUGGCCUACUUGUCUGAAUACUUUAACAAUACCCUCUGUGUUCCCAAAUUCUGUUAAUGGCACCACGGGGUCACCUAAGGCAGAAACCUCAGUAAUCCUCAAUAACUCAUUCUUCCUCACUGCCUGUAGUCAAUCAUUGGCAGAUCAUGUCAUUCCCUACCAAUGACAGGCUAUGUUUUCCAGGCAUGGAUGCGACUUCUAUGAUGCAUGCCCUUCUAGACUCCCAUCAAGAGAUGGGUUUUGUAAUCUCCUUGAACUUAGAUAGACCUGCAUUCCUGCCUGGAUCAGUAGAGUACAGAAGAAGUAGUGAUAUUUGUCUUUGGAGAUGAAAUCACAAAUACCAUCUCACUGUUUUUGGAAUCCUCAUUCUUGGAACCAACCACCAUGCUAUCAGGAAGCCCAGGCUUUCCCUGUGGAGAGGCUCACUUGGAAAGGAACCAAUGCCUCCAGCCCUCAGCCCUGGCUAAGCUCUUAGCCAACAUCCAGAAACAACUUACCAACCAUGUGAGUAAGCCAUCUUGGAAAGAGGACCCUCCAGCUCCUGGUUGAUCUUCCUCAGAUGAUGCUGUAUGAAACAGAGACAAGCCCUGGCCAAAUUGCAGAUGUGAAUUUGUGAAAAAUACAUGAUUGUAGUUUUAAGCUACUAAGCUUGGGGGUGGUUUGCUAUGGAGUAAUAGAUAACUGAUAUAAUAACUCUGAAAUGUCUCUUAAAUCUGUUGCCAUCUCUCCAAUUCCCUGAGUCAGGCCCCCAUUACCUUGCUUCAACUGAGAGACAAUCUGCCUCAUGCCAUCUGGUAGUAAAGCUCUGCUCACAAUAGUAAGCACCACCGAAUGCCGAUUUAUCUAAAAUGCUAAGGUGCUUUGAAUUAUGUUAUUUAAUCCUUAACAAUUCCACAAAGUAGUUUGAAGCUGAAUAAGUUUAAGUAGCAAAGUCACUUGACUUAACUUCUCUCUUUUACAGUGGAGGAAAUGAUGCUCAGAAAGGGCAUUUAUCCCAAGAUUCAAACCCAAGUCUUUCUAAGUCCAAGGUCACUUCUUGACCUUGCUCAUUAAUUUCUAGUAGCACCUGUUACUCAUGUGGCACACAAUGUGGUCAUGACACGUGCACAAUGUGCAGAUUUGGUUCUGUGUGAGGCCUCAGGUCCAGGCAUGUGAAUCUUAUGGGGGCAGGAGGGAGAAAAUCAGGCUGUCAGCCAGUCUAGGCUCCCGCCGUAGUCACUUACACUUGCCAGAACCUGGUUCCCUCAACCAAAAACAGAUGAUUGAACCAGCCCAGAUUAGAGCUCUCUUCCUGCUCUCUGUGUAAUGUGGAAACUGUCCUCUUGUACUUUUGUACUUCCUGCCUCUCUGAGAACCCCAGCGCCUGAGGUUCACAUCAGGGCUCAUGUCUCUGCUUCCAAGAAGGUGAAAGAAGAUGAGAGACUCAGAGAUAGAUGCUCUAGCAAAUGUUCUCCACCUACCACUUUGUCAGAACUAGCUCUCUGUUGUGAAAUAAAUGCUUUUCUGCAGUUCUAGGAGAAGGAACACCUUCUUCUGUUAUCUCUGUGGUGCUGUUCCCAGUGGCUUUGUGAGGCCAAGCACUGGAGUGUCCCUAGUUAGCACUGAGAGGAGCAAAGAAAGUUGCCUGAGAACCUGACUGACACACUUGCUUCCCAAUUAUGUUGCAUGCUAUUUGGACAUUAGAGCAACAGACCAUUAAAGCACGGUUUGCCAAAGCCAAGUUCAAUCACCGUGGAGGCUAAUCACCUCUGCCCACUUAACCUUAACCUCUUCCAGUUCUGUGGCUUUGGGUUGUAGUAUUUGAAAGGGAAGGUUCUGAGGAGUUGUUUUUUUUUUUUUUUUUAAGAUUUUACUUAUUUAUUCAUGAGAGACACAGAGAGUGAGGCAGAGACACAGGCAGAGGGAGAAGCAGGCUCCAUGCAGGGAGCUGGACGUGGGACUCGAUUCCGGGUCUCCAGGAUCACGCUAAAGGUGGCGCUAAACCGCUGAGCCACCCGGCCUGCCCAGGAGUUUGUUUUUAAAUGGUUUUUACACACCUUUCUUCUUGACUUGUGGACAUUUUACAGAAAUUGAUUGAAAACCUGAGAUGAUUUAAAUAUGAAGGAGCAAGAGUCCUCACCAGGACUUUUUUUUGUUCAAAAAGUUAACCAAUGGCAAAAUAGGUUUCUCCCUGGAAUCUUCUGAGUUUUGUCCAGAAUUCUACCCCUUUGAAUUUAUUGAAAUGUGGUUUCUCUUUUAGUUCCUGGUUCCUUUUAUUGUUUUUAUCUUGGCGCUAAUCUCUGUUUACCCAGGUUCUGACAUUUCUACCCCAGAAUUAAUUACCCCAGAUGGUCUGCUCUCCUGUUUUUUCCAAGCAAACAAAGUGGGCAGGAAAUAUGAGUUUCCUGAGCAAAUUGGCCUUCCGUUUUAGUAUGAGACUUUGCCUUUUAGAAGCUUGCUUAUUUUAUGUCUACCUUUUCUAUUAAUAACUGAUUAAAGAUUUUUUCAUUUGGAUCUAAUUAGAUCUUACCUUUUCCCAUUUAAAAUUUAGUCCUAAUAUUUUGCCUUUUUCUUCCCUGAGUCUCCUUCAUAGAAUCCACUGCUCUAUUGAAUUUGAACUGUGACAUCCUCUCUGUUGACUAGCUCCUUGCUCGGAAUAGCUUCUCCACAGCUGGAACUUUGACCUCAGAUUUCUUCUCACUUUUAGGCACUUCCCUUGACAUGACAGUGUGAGUGAGCUCUCAUGAGCCUUGCCUCUUGGAGUUUCACACAGAUGGGUCACUCCUGACCUUGGUGAGUCAUUCAAUGACCAGAAGUUGCUUCUCUCCUCCACCUCAGCACCAAGUGUGCUGUUCUUUGAAGGGUAUCACCUCUUUCUGCCUUUCUGCAAGGCAGCAAUCUGGAAACGGCUGCCUUAAAUGUAGGGACCACUAAGGUCUUCCCUCCACAUGUUACCCAGAUCACCAAUGAUAACCCAGUCCCGAAACACUGCCCCUCUGCCUAAACUAGAGUUAGGCCAGGCUGGACACGGUAGCUUCCUCUCUAGUUGCAGACACUUUCUGUAUCAGGAAAAAUCUCCCCAAAAUCUGUCGUCAGGCUGGACUUUUCCUCUUCUCUGUCUCCUCACACCCUCACUUCCAUCCAUCCAUUCAGUGUCUAUAGACACCAACUGUGUGCCAGUCAUGCUGGUCUUUGGACACCACCAGGGAAGUGACCGUGGUAGCAUGCUAAGUGCUGACUCAGGACACGGCAAAGACUUCCCAGUCUAUAAAGGGGAGUGAAAAAAAUAAAAAUAAAGGGGAGUGAAGGCUCAGUGAUGGCCCCACAUGAAGGCUGCUCAAGCUGAGUGUUGAAAGAUUGUUUGCAGUUCAUCUGUGAACAUCCUCCAUUCUGUCUACUUUGUACCAGAGGACUGCUCUCGGGGGAAAUAAGCUUGGCGGGAUGGUCAGCAGAAAACCCUAGCAGACACCACCUUAACCCAGUGAUCAAAUUAACAUCCCCAGCAUUUGUACAACACAGCACUUCUGUGACGUUUCUACCCACAGUGCAUUACCUGAAUCUAAUUAUGAAGAAAUGAGAGAAAAGCCCAGAUUGAAGCCCAUCCUGCAAAACAGCUGGCCUGUGCUUUUCAAAAAGAUCGAAGGUGUGGAAGACAAAGACUGAAGGAAAUAAAAGAAAGACUAAGGACCUGUCCCAGUUAAAGGAGGCCAACAAGACAUGACAACUGGAUGCAGUGCAUGGUCCGGGACUUUUCUUUUGUUGUAAUGGACAUCGCUGGGACAAUUGGCAAAAUCCGAAUAUUACCUGCAGGUUACAGCAUUGUUUUAUCAAUGUUAAUUUCCUGACCUUGAUAAUUGUACUGUGGUUAUGUAGGAGUUCCUAGGAAAUACACAGUGGAGUCUCUGAGGGGAAAGGGGUAUCGUGUUUAAUUUAUUCUCAAAUGGUAGUAGAGAAAGUGUGUGUGUGUGUGUGUGUGUGUGGAGAGAGAGAGAGAGAGAGAGAGAGAGGCCAGGGGAGAUAAAGCAAAUGUAAUCAUGUUAACAUUUGGGGAAAUCUGGGUGAAGAGUAUAAAAGAAUUCUUUAUACCAUUCUUGCAACUAAUAUUCUAUAAGUCUGCAAUAUCUAAAACAAUUUUUUUAGGAGUGCAUGGGGUGGUUCAGUCUGUUAAGCAUCCAACUCUUGGUCAUGACCUCAGAGUCAUGGCAUCAAGCCCCAUGUCCCGCUCCUCACUCAGCAAGGGAGUCUGCUUGAGAUUUUCUCCCGCGGCCCCUUUGUCCACAUGAUCUCCCUCUGUCUCUCUAAAAUAAAUAAUUUUUUUAAAUGUUUUUUAAACAACUGGUGGGUCCUGGGUGCCUGGGAAUUCCAAGGAUUUAGUAGAAUACAGUGUCUGACAAAUCCCUAGUCAGCUACACAGACAGAGCCAGACUUCUCACAGGUGCCUGCAGUUUCUAUCUCAUCAAUCAGCUUCCCCCUCAAACAGUAGUCCUUCGUUAGCUGAAUCCUUUCUGCAAAACAGGGGUUCUUAGCCUGUUUCUGUCGAAUGAUCUGUGGAGGCAGAAAAUCAUAAGGCUUGUGUUUUCUCCAUUGUAGAAAAUUAAACUCUAUAUUCUCUCCA